AGUCUUCUUCUUCUUCCUCUCCUCCUGUUUUUCUUUUUUGCUUUUGCCUCCUCAUCCUCUUGUAUAGUUCAUACUACUACUAGUCUUCUUCUCCACCGGCUGACUCGUCCACGCAAACCCUAUAAAAGGCAUCCGAGUCCCACUAGCUCCGGCCCCGUGUCUUCCCCAGUUAACUCCGUUGUACGUCUCUCUCCCUUUCACUAGCUCCGAUCUCCUUGGAUCGAUCUCCUGCUAGCUCCUCCUCCGAUCCACUUGUCGACACGAUCGAUCGUCGUCGUACGCCUGCUUGGCGUACAUACUGCUACUAAUGGAGACGGCGCUGCAGCAGAGUGCUGCUACUGCUGGCGGCGGCAUGAGGCCGGCCGGCGCGGCGACGACGGUGAAGAAGGCGAGGCAGGAGCUGGAGCUGGAGCAGGAGCGGGAGUUGCGGUUUCCGCAGGCGGCGGCGGCCGCGGAUCAGGGCGGCCUUGACGAGGAGCUCCGGCGCGGGCCGUGGACGGUGGACGAGGACCUCACGCUCAUCAACUACAUCGCCGACCACGGCGAGGGCCGCUGGAACGCGCUCGCUCGCGCCGCCGGGCUGAAGCGGACGGGGAAGAGCUGCCGUCUGCGGUGGCUGAACUACCUGCGGCCGGACGUGAAGCGCGGCGACUUCACCGCCGACGAGCAGCUCCUCAUCCUCGACCUCCACUCCCGCUGGGGCAACCGAUGGUCCAAGAUCGCGGCGCACCUGCCAGGCAGGACGGACAACGAGAUCAAGAACUACUGGCGGACGCGGGUGCAGAAGCACGCCAAGCAGCUCAACUGCGACGUGAACAGCAAGCGCUUCAAGGACGCCAUGCGCUUCCUCUGGAUGCCACGCCUAGCCGAGCGCGCCGCAACAGCCGCCCACCAGCCGCAGCCGCAGCACGUCGCUGCCGCCUGCAACAACGUGCUGGUGGCGGCGGCGGCGGCGGCCAACAGCAGCAGCUGCUGCUGGUCCUCCCCACGCAGCAGCGCCGUCACCACGGCCGCCUGCAGCGGCAGCUCCUCCUGCAGCUCGCUCACGUCCGAGUCCGCGCACAACGACGACGAUGGCGCCCGGCCGCACGCCGCCGCCGUGCUGGCGGCGGCGGCGGCGGCGACGGGCGACGACGACUACUGGGGCGCUGUCACGACGACUAUGCAGCAAAAUCAUCAUCAGCAGCAGCAGCAGAACGAGCAGUUCGACUUCUGGUCCACGGCGUCCGCGCUGCAGCACCUGACUACCGCCGCCGCCGACCAGGACCUCACCGGCUGGGUGCAGGGCUUCUCCGACGACGGCAUCCUGUCCGGCUCCUCGUCGGACAGCCUCUGGAGCCUCGACGACAUCUGGAGGAUGCAGUGACAGUGAGACGUAUAGUACGGCGCGCUGUUGUCUGUCGUUUACGUCAAUUUUUGCCCGCGUGUUAGUUGCGGGUUCGGAUUCAAAUUGGGGGACGUACAGUACAGUACGAUACAGGCAGGGGAGGCGACCAAAAACCCAAGCGUUCUCCUCAUAUAUUUUUCGUGUUCAGUUAUUACGCUCUGACUUUAUCACAUAUAUAUAUAUAUAUAUAUAUACAUAUAUACACUGUAUAAUGUAUUAGCUAGUAUAUAUAUAUUCACACACUGUGGAAAGUUGAUUUUUCUUCUUCUUUCAUCCGGUGUUGACUUCGUUUUUGUUUGGGUGGCAAACUAACUACGUACUCCGUUCCGUCACUGUCCUCCUGUCAAGGGUUUUUCUUUUCUUUUUUAUUUUUGUCCACCUUGUACUGAAUAUGUAUAUGGUAAGAGAGUGAGACAUAGACAACGACCAAUGUUAUUAAAUUA
Molecule: messenger RNA, 1830 nt
Organism: Zea mays
Lineage: Eukaryota; Viridiplantae; Streptophyta; Magnoliopsida; Poales; Poaceae
Product: transcription factor MYB108-like
Exons: 3
Coding region: 308-1366 (352 amino acids)
Biological process (GO): regulation of DNA-templated transcription
Cellular component (GO): nucleus
Molecular function (GO): DNA-binding transcription factor activity; sequence-specific DNA binding
Source: RefSeq, marked validated